Messenger RNA from Syngnathoides biaculeatus (alligator pipefish), 3650 nucleotides. It is a transcript of the gene inab, whose product is annotated as internexin neuronal intermediate filament protein, alpha b. Bases 16 to 1464 code for a protein of 482 amino acids. Gene Ontology annotation, cellular component: cytoplasm; intermediate filament; postsynaptic intermediate filament cytoskeleton. NCBI's taxonomy places the organism in Eukaryota, Metazoa, Chordata, Actinopteri, Syngnathiformes, Syngnathidae. The transcript has 3 exons. The record is from RefSeq and is a predicted model, not a curated record. Gene Ontology annotation, molecular function: structural constituent of postsynaptic intermediate filament cytoskeleton. Gene Ontology annotation, biological process: intermediate filament organization.
UCCCUUCAAGCCACGAUGAGCUACGGAUCCGAAGUCUUCUCCUCUUCCUCCUACCGAAGGAUUUUCGGGGAGUCUCCCCGCUAUUCGUCCUCUCCAUCUCGGACAGCCAUGAGCGUGUCCUCGCGGGGAGGUUACCGAGCCUCCUCCGCAUCCCGGAGCCACCUUUCAUCCGGGGGCGCGUACGCCCGAAAAUCGGGACGCUCCUACUCGUCUAUGCCUCUGGAGACCUUCGACCUGGCACAGAGCAGCGUCCUGAACAAUGAGUUCAAAAUUGUCCGUACUAAUGAAAAGGAACAAAUGCAAGGUUUGAAUGACCGCUUCGCCAUGUUCAUUGAGAAAGUUCGCAAUUUGGAGCAGCACAACAAAGUGCUGGAGACCGAGCUGGUGGCCCUGCGUCAGAGGCAGGCGGAACCAUCCCGCCUGGCUGAGCUCUACCAGCAGGAGAUCCGCGAGCUGCGCUCCCAGCUGGAUGAGCUCAACGGGGACAAGUCCCAGCUCCUCAUUGAGAGAGACAGCCUUGACGAUGACCUCCAGAAGCUCAGGGGGAAAUAUGAAGAAGAGUUCCGUGCCCGUGAAGAGGCGGAGGCCACUCUCAAAGCUUUCAAGAAAGACGUGGAGGACGCCACCAUGGUGCGAUUGGACCUGGAGAAGAAGGUGGAAUCUCUUCUUGAUGAAAUCAACUUCCUGAGGAAGGUGCAUGAGGAGGAGGUGGCCGAACUCACGGAUAUGAUCCAGGCUGCUCAAGUGUCUGUGGAGAUGGAGGUCGCCAAGCCAGACCUCACCUCCGCCCUCAAAGAAAUCCGAAGUCAGUACGAGUCGAUGGCGUCCAAGAACCUGCAGUCCGCCGAGGAGUGGUACAAGACCAAGUUCGCCGACCUCUCUGAGCAGGCCACCCGCAGCAACGAUGCUAUCCGGGCCAGCAGGGAGGAAAUGAGCGAGUUUAGGAGGCAGCUGCAGUCCAAGACCAUCGAGAUUGAAAGCUUGAGAGGCACAAAUGAGUCCCUGGAAAAGCAGCUCAGGGAGAUGGAGGACAGGCACAGCGUGGAGAUUGGAAACUACCAGGAUGGCAUAGCAGAGUUGGAGAAUGAGCUGAGGGCCACUAAAAGUGAGAUGGCUCGUCACUUGAGGGAGUACCAAGAUUUGUUGAAUGUCAAAAUGGCUCUCGACAUUGAGAUUGCAGCAUAUAGGAAGCUGCUGGAGGGUGAGGAGACCCGCAUAGGAACAGGGGUCGCCUAUCCCAGCCCAUCCAUAACCUCGGGCGGCGGCCAGAGCUACAACUACCAGUCCCGCAUCUACAGCAGCUCUAGCAAGAGCUCCAAGAGGGAUGGCAAGGAUGAGAGCCAGCCUCAGAGCAAGGCUGGGAGCAAGGUCACCACUGAGGUUUUUGAGGAGACAGUGGUCACCACUAAAAAGGAGGAAAAGCACCAAGAUGCCAGUGAUAGCUCCCCCAACCAGAAAAACUAGGACCCCAUUUUAAGCCUACUAGACCACUAAACCUUAUUUGUUUGGUAACUGCCCUUCUUUGAUCAUUUCCCAUACUAAAACAAACCCAGUCUCUUUACACUUACAACAUCACAGGAACCUAAUGAUGGUAGUUUGCCUUCUCAUAAACAUCUUGUAUUAAUGUGUUGGAUUUGCAAACAGAAGUACAAUUUAAGAUCUAGAGGUUUGUUUUGUUUAUUUCAAUUCCCUUAAAUAACACAAAAUAUAACAUAACAUAACAUCCAAAGGAAAGUGUCUUUCCCCAAAGGAAAAGCAUUGUAACUCCACUAGUGUCAGCACUCCACGACAACACCGUUCAAAAACUCUACUCACGUUCUUUGUUUGUCAUUCUCUCACCAUGAAAAAGAAACCCUUAAAACAGCACAUGCUAGAACUGUGGUGUUUUCCUGUGUACUACUCAACUCUUUGUUCACACUUGCAUCACACGGAUGCACAAAGUAGAUUAUAACUGGUUAAACACAACUCCUCUAAUUCAAAGGAAAAAGUGUGCAACCACUUUGCACACUUGAAGGAUGUUUUGAACACAACACAUGUAUACUCCGUUUAACUUAUAGGAAAACAGAUGAUAGUAAUAAAAGUAGAAAAAUUGUGUUCAUUCAGUAGGAAAAACAAAACAAAACUGAGCUACAAUAAACCAGCCAGCAUGAACAGUAUCUGACUUGCCCAAAAUGAUAAGCUUGUUAUAUUGCUUAAGCAACUCAAAAUUUAAAAAAAAAUCACCUCACAUAAAUAUCCUUUUCAUAUUGGCGCAUCCGUUAUUUAAUGGUGCAUGCAUGAGAGCAGCACAAAAAGUCGGAGGACAGCCUCAAUGGAACACUGCCCUUUCUAAUCCUAUUGAACAAUAACAAUAGUUGUAAAAUUAUAAUGGGAAAAAAAAGGAAAUGUACUUUAGGUGUGCUUAAUUUGCAUGGCGUGUGUACAGUAGAUGUCAACCUGGCAUGGAAUCAGCUCCACUGCUCCUUCAGCACAAUGAUAGAGUUGAGGAGUUUGCCCUUGACUCCCUUCUUCUAUCAGUGACCACGCACAAAAUCGUCAGGCAAAGCAUUCAUCGAUGAUUGUUCUACAAAUGAUUGUUAACUUUGUAGGAUACAGCUUUAUAGAUUAUAAAUCUCCCAAAACACAAUGAAGAUAGGGAUAAAAGAGAGGAGGAUUCAAAAGGAGUCAUUUUUCCUCAUUUAAACAUACACAGGGAAUUGUUUUGUAAAUUAUGUUUAAGCACAAAAAGCUGAUUCUGUCAGAUAUGCCGUAGUGAUUAAAAAAAAUGUGUAGCUGCAUUUCUCAUGUUUCAUUGAUUAUUAAAGCCCAUUUUGAACCCACAAUCCAUGUCACUAAGUCUGAAGACCAAAUCUUGAAACGGGAGUUCUAAUACAGUACAGCCAAUCCAAAAACUCCAGAUUUGACUUGUUUAAAAUGUGACCUCUCUCUUUCAAACUUUGGCCAUGACUGGAUUAAAACUCUGUUGUAGUGUGACCUCACCAAUAGAAACCUGUUAGAGUGAGCUACUUGUAGCCCACUAAUUUUUGCCUGCUUACUGCCAGCUUAAUCACAGCAAUGUUUUUUAUUGUGCAGCCACUGCCCUGACAAGAUGCAAGAAUGUUCUGGAUUGGCUUUCAUUCGUGGCUUGGGAACAAAUAAUAUGUUAGUACUGUAGUGAGCGUGUGUUUGUAUUGCUAUGCAGUGGCCAAUCCUAAAAGGACUUCGGAAGAAAAUUUUAACUAGCACAUAUACACCGUUUGUAUGCUGCAUUCCAUAGUAACAAACUUUUAUAACCACACAGCAAACCAAAUAAACUUUCAAAGGUUGUCCCACCACUGUUACACUUUGAGAAAAAACACACGUGCAGGACCAGGUCAUGGCAUGACAUUACAGUGUGUCAAAAAUGUCUAAUGCAAGGAUCAAUUGUCUGCCACAGAAUAAAUGCUGUAGGAUAUAAAAUGCCUUAAAACACCAGCAGCUUUGUUUGCUCGUGGUGCGGAUGAUUCUGUCCAGUUGGGUGUUUGCUCAUUAUUUGUAUUUCUAUAGCACUACCAUGACAAUACAUGAUAAGCUUAGAGAUUGAAUGUAGUUGAUAUGUUACUCGCGUUAGUAUUUCAACUUGCUAUGUAUUGCUGUGAGACACUGUAUCAAUAAAGAUUUGACCUUACUGA